GGGAGGAUUCACUCUCACCUGUGUCGGUGCGUGAGUGUGUCGUCCACGAAAAACUGUUGCAGAGUAAGGUAUAAAAGCAUGUGAAAGUGGAGAGAGGCAGAGCAGUAGCUAUCUGAAAGGUGCACAAUACCGAGUGAUUACUCCAAGGGAGUACCGUGUGAUCUAAUUGAUAAUUGAACUAGUGCUUCGGCGUUUGAGACCGUGACAAGGACUGUUUACAUUUACAUUUUUUCGGACUUUCGUGGCAGCUCAUACGAGAUGCGUGUGUUAGUGCUUUUUGCUACAUUGGGUGUAGCGAUGGCAAGGCCAGACGGUGGCUUUGGAGGCGGCGGUUUGACACUGGACAGCUACGCGGCCCCCAUCAGCAGCGGUGGAGGCGGCGGUGGAGGCGGCUACAGCAGAGGACCCGCUCCCCAGUACGGACCUCCGCAACAAGCUCCUGUAGUCCACAAGCACGUAUACGUUCACGUGCCGCCCCCAGAGCCAACUUACUACGCGCCCAAGAAGACCUACUCAGCGCCGCCCCCACAGAAGCACUACAAGAUUGUGUUCAUCAAGGCUCCCACGCCGCCUCCACCAACCGUGCCGGACAUCCAGAUCGCUCAGCCUCCCGAGCAGAAAACGCUCAUCUAUGUGCUUGUCAAGAAGCCAGAGGAUGCUCCUGAACUCAACAUCCCGACACCUGCUCCCACACAGCCAUCCAAACCCGAGGUUUACUUCAUCCGUUACAAGACACAGAAACAAGAAGGAUACCCAGACUCCGGUGUUCCACAGUCGCAAUACGGAGCACCCGCCUCCGGCCCGGCGCCUUCAGACAACUAUGGAGCCCCCCCUCCGUCGGCGCCGUCAGGCUCAUACGGAGCUCCAAGUGGCGGAGGCAACGGACCUUACUAGAAAACUUGCCAAAUUAACAUAAUUCCACACCCCAUCACACUGCCAGUCUCUUGUGGGAAAAGACUUUAUAAUAAUGCCAAAUGCUUCUUCCCCUGACACUAUGACGUAUUUUAUAGGUUUCUAUUAUCGAGUACAUUAUUUUAAUAGAAUCGUCUGAUUUUACUAUCACCGAGGACUGCAGGAUUCCAAGACAAGCUGAUACCUUGAUUUGAAAAUAAAGCCUAUUUGACUAUCCAUCUUGAUUAUGGGAAAUUCAUAAUUAUUGUGAAUCGCUCUCGCUACAAAACCAAAUUACUUUCGAAAUAGUUUUAUACUGCUUGUAAUACAACAGUUUAUUUGUGCGAUGCUUUACUGGGGGAGAAUCCACCAAUACAUCAUCUUAUAUUUUUUUGGAAUGACAAGCUUUAAAUAGGAUAUCAACCUGUGAUAUCAGAUUGUUGAGAUGAGCGCAUACUGUAAUUGCCAUAACACGUAGUAAUAUUAUACAGUAAUCUACGAAAUUUCUUAGGAUAGGACUAGCUUCGUCUAUGUGCUAUGGACGUUUGAAUCGUAGAAAUGUACAGAGUUCAAAAAAUUUAUGAACUGAAAAAUAUUUUUGUUAUUCCCAUUAUUUUAUGAAUAUUAUUGAUAUGGACUCAUUGGAAUGGAAAAGUAAAACAAGAUGUGUGUUGAAAUCUCACAUCUGUUGAAACCAAAACAUACUUUCUUCUGGAAGGAAUGAACGUCAGUCUUUGAUAAACAGCUUUGUUUUUGUUUUUAUCAAUUUUUGGAUCGACCGGUGCAUCAAUUCCUGCCUAUCUGGCGCACCCAACGCGACUCCAGGCGAAUGCGACACGAACUUGAUUGGUGCUUGGACAGACAGACAGGGAUCGAUGCUUCUGACCAACCAAAAAUUCAUGAAAACAAAACCAAGUUGUUAGAUUGGCGAAUGUCGAACCGGUGAAAUGAACAGAGUUUUAAUUACAUUAUCAACUCAUGAAAGAGUUACACUCAUUAUCAGAUUUUUCAUUUCGUUAUCAUCAAAUUCCAUGUAGUUGAAUAGUAAAUUACUGUCAUCAAUCUGUAAUAUUGUGAUUAUUUAAUAAUUGGACUAUUUUGUACAAAAUUAAGUUUUGUAAUAUUGUAUGUAGUAAGCUGUUUUUAUAAUAAAUGUUAAACGACCAAAGUGGA
Nilaparvata lugens (brown planthopper) is the source of this 2064-nucleotide messenger RNA. Its product is annotated as extensin. The record is from RefSeq and is a predicted model, not a curated record. NCBI's taxonomy places the organism in Eukaryota, Metazoa, Arthropoda, Insecta, Hemiptera, Delphacidae. Bases 259 to 894 code for a protein of 211 amino acids. The transcript is spliced from 3 exons.